UAGAAGCUAGAAUCCCAAUCUCUCUCUCUCUCUCUCUCUCUCUCCCUAUAUAGACACUAUAUAAACUAUAAAGGGAAGGCUUUUAACCAUUCAAAACCCAAACACAAAGACACAACCCUAGUGCUUCAGUGUUCCUCCCCCCAGCCCAAGAAACAGCGAAAACCCCUUUUUAUGUCCACUCCGGUAUAAGUGGAUAAAACCCGCAUAUAUAGAGGGGGAAAUCAAUCGACCGAUUAAUGGGAAGAUCACCGUGCUGUGAGAAGGCACACACCAACAAAGGGGCUUGGACGAAGGAAGAAGACGAGAGACUGGUAUCUUACAUACAAGCCCACGGCGAAGGCUGCUGGAGAUCACUUCCAAAAGCCGCCGGCCUCCUCCGCUGCGGCAAAAGCUGCCGCCUCCGGUGGAUCAAUUACCUCAGGCCCGACCUCAAGAGAGGCAAAUUCUCCGACGAAGAAGACGAACUCAUCAUCAAGCUCCACAGCCUCCUCGGCAACAAGUGGUCGCUCAUAGCGGGAAGAUUACCAGGAAGAACUGAUAACGAGAUAAAGAAUUAUUGGAACACCCACAUAAGAAGAAAGCUCCUUAGCAGAGGCAUCGAUCCAGCCACUCACAGACCUCUCCAUGAAUCAGCUUCUCAAGAUCCGAAACCAACCCAAGAUUCUACCGACAAAAACACCAUAAUCUCCUUCUCUUCUUCUCCUCAGAAGCCAGAGGAAAACCCAAAGGGUUUGGCGAUCACGUGCAAAGAGGGUAAGCUUGAUCAAGAAACUUCCCCAGGCUUGGACCUCGAGCUCAGCAUUAGUCUUCCCGACCAUUCUCGUCAUCAAGGCUCAAAAAACGGAGGAAAUGAUGAGAGGAGAACGACGCGCUGUUUCGCUUGCAGCUUGGGGGUAACCACAAACGGCACGAUGUGCGGCUGCGGGAGAGCGAGAUGCGAAGUAUUCGGAGCCGGGAACAGCAGCGGUGGCGGCAGCAACGAUGUCAUCGUUAGCCCCGGAUACGAUUUUUUAGGUCUCGCCAACAAUAGGAGUAGUAUUUUGGAUUUCAGGACCUUGGAAAUGAAGUAACUGAAUCAAUGUGGUUUUUUGUGUAGAGAAAUUUGAUUAACGUGGUUUAGGGUUUAGAGAAAUUUGAUUAACGUAGAAAUUGUAACUAGUGAGCGGGAUUGCGCACAAUUUAUAUAUAUUCAUAAUCUGAGUUUGGAAAUGCUGCCAAACCCUUUUCAGAUCA
Messenger RNA from Tarenaya hassleriana, 1233 nucleotides. Its product is annotated as transcription repressor MYB4. Bases 237 to 1070 code for a protein of 277 amino acids. The transcript has 2 exons. NCBI's taxonomy places the organism in Eukaryota, Viridiplantae, Streptophyta, Magnoliopsida, Brassicales, Cleomaceae. The record is from RefSeq and is a predicted model, not a curated record.